This is a messenger RNA of Prunus armeniaca (apricot), 183 nucleotides long. Lineage: Eukaryota; Viridiplantae; Streptophyta; Magnoliopsida; Rosales; Rosaceae. The record is from the annotation of a GenBank genome assembly.
AUGAGAGAUAAUACAGAAAGGUGUCAAAGGUUAAUGGCUACGGGCGCCAAGUUAAAGGUUAAGCAGGUCAAGGGCCACGACCAGCUCAAAUGGACAACGAUGAGUCGGACGUGGGCGUCAGCUGUGGCUUACAGGCACCAAGUUGGUUGGCGAGUCACUGAACUUCCGGGUCUAGGCAAGUGA